AUUCCUGUGUGUGGGUGGUGCGGCUGCAGGUAUUUUUGCGGGUCCCCCAUUCCUGUGUGUGGGUGGUGCGGCUGCAGGUAUUUGUGCGGGUCCCCCAUUCCGCUGUGUGAGUGGUGCGGCUGCAGGUAUUUGUGCGGGUCCCCCAUUCCUCUGUGUGGGUGGUGCGGCUGCAGGUAUUUGUGCGGGUCCCCCAUUCUUCUGUGUGGGUGGUGCGGCUGCAGGUAUUUGUGCGGGUCCCCCAUUCCUCUGUGUGGGUGGUGCGGCUGCAGGUAUUUGUGCGGGUCCCUCAUUCCCAUGUGUGGGUGGUGCGGCUGCAGGUAUUUGUGCGGGUCCCGCAUUCCUGUGUGUGGGUGGUGCGGCUGCAGGUAUUUGUGGGGGUCCCACAUUCCUCUGUGUGGGUGGUGCGGCUGCAGGUAUUUGUGCGGGUCCCCCAUUCCUCUGUGUGGGUGGUGCGGAUGCAGGUAUUUGUGCGGGUCCCCC
Molecule: messenger RNA, 480 nt
Organism: Staurois parvus
Lineage: Eukaryota; Metazoa; Chordata; Amphibia; Anura; Ranidae
Source: the annotation of a GenBank genome assembly